Molecule: messenger RNA, 4506 nt
Organism: Daphnia pulex (common water flea)
Lineage: Eukaryota; Metazoa; Arthropoda; Branchiopoda; Diplostraca; Daphniidae
Product: phospholipid-transporting ATPase IF-like
Exons: 23
Coding region: 140-4222 (1360 amino acids)
Biological process (GO): phospholipid translocation
Cellular component (GO): trans-Golgi network; plasma membrane; endoplasmic reticulum
Molecular function (GO): magnesium ion binding; ATPase-coupled intramembrane lipid carrier activity; ATP binding
Source: RefSeq, a predicted model, not a curated record
GGAUGAUGAACGAACUCUUCAAUGAUAACCGAACGAAACCUCGUUACGAAAGGCUCGGAUCACACAGUUGUGCCUUUUUUCAUCGCUAGUGUUCCGACGACUUCCCUUCAAUUUUCACGCUCCAGACUUGUCGAACCUGAUGGAAAACUUCCGCCGUUGGAGACGAAGUACAAGGAGGAACGCGGCUCCUAAUAGGUUUAUCUUCGUUGGUAAUGCCGUUCCUCAAAAUGCCAACCCGCCGGCCGAAUAUGACCGUCAAAAUUUUACCGAUAAUGAAAUUGUUUCCUCCAAGUACACGGCGUUAAACUUCCUGCCAAAGAAUUUGUUUGAACAGUUCCGCCGUAUCGCUAAUUUCUACUUCCUCUGCAUAGCCAUCAUUCAGAUUGUCAGCGACAGCCCUACAAGCCCGAUAACGAGCAUUCUCCCCUUGAUUUUCGUCGUUAUUGUAACAGCUGUUAAACAGGGCUAUGAAGAUUUUCUGCGGCAUCUCAAUGAUCGGCAGGUCAACGAGCAAUUGAUUGAUGUUGUGCGCAAUGGAGAGUUACAGAAAGUCAAAUCGAAAAAUAUUGUCGUUGGAGAUGUACUCAGGAUCGAAGAUGAUGACAGUUUUCCUUGCGAUUUAGUGUUGUUGUCGUCCUCUUACGCAGAGGGAAAAUGUUAUUUGACUACGGCUAAUCUGGAUGGCGAGACGAAUUACAAAAUGAAAAGUUGUCCAAAAUUGACUCGGGAUUUCAACGAUGCUCAAAAGUUAGAUCGACUCAGGGCACAUAUCGAAUGCCAACAACCCAAUGUUAAUCUUUAUCAAUUUGUUGGUACAUUGACCGUGUAUGCCAACCGAAUCGUUCCUGAAGACUCAUCCGAACUCCUACGACACCAAAAUACUGAUAUUGACGCUGGUGGAGUGACGUCUUUAGGUUUAGACAAUCUCCUCUUACGUGGAGCACGACUGAAAGAUACGGAAUAUGUCUAUGGAUGUGCUGUUUAUACUGGACAGGAUACCAAGCUCGGUCUCAAUUCUUUGCUAACAAACAACAAAUUCUCCACGGUCGAAAAGAGCAUGAACUACUUUCUUUUGGCUUUUUUGGUCCUUUUGAUAUUGGAAAUUGCACUUUGUACCAUGCAAAAAUAUCUUUAUCAACCACAACUUACUGAUGCGUUUUAUCUCGGAGCACUACCGCCAACGACUUUUGGUAGAGUCAUGCAGGAUGUAGCAUCAUUUCUAAUCAUUUUCAACUACGUCAUUCCUAUCUCACUUUACGUAACGCUUGAAAUGCAAAAGUUUUUGGGCACUAUUUUCUUUGUGUGGGAUGACGAUUUGUACUGCCCUGUUGCGGAUGAAAGGGCCCUAUGUAACACAUCUGAUCUUAACGAAGAAUUGGGACAGGUUGAAUAUCUGCUGACCGAUAAAACCGGAACAUUGACUGAGAAUUGUAUGGAAUUUCGUCAGUGCUCUAUUUUUGGUUUCAAAUACGUGGAAGACGAUAGCGUUUUAAUGCGAGCGACUGAUAACAGUGCUAUACACCUGGAACGGGUGGAAGAAUUCGAGUCCGAAAUUGAAGACUUUUUUAUCACUUUGGCUUUAUGUCAUACUGUCACGAUCACUGGCAAGAACAAGAACAAAAAUAAAUUGAAAGUAAGCAGGGCCAGUGCCGUCGUCGAGCCUGACGGUUUUGAAAAUGCGGCCUUUCAAUUCCAUAGAGGGGAUUAUGACUAUCAAGCGUCCAGCCCAGAUGAGAAAGCUCUAGCUGAAGCGUGUCAGAGAUUGGAUGUCGUAUAUUGCGGGGAGACUAACGACAUAUGUAAAAUUAUGUAUCAAGGAGAAGAGCGUCUAUAUCGUCGUUUACAUAUUCUCGAGUUCGAUUCAGACAGGAAACGCAUGUCCGUGAUUGUCCAGUUUCCGGACGAAUCCAUUUGGCUUUUGUGCAAAGGCGCCGAAAGUACAGUUCUACCUCGUUGCGUAUUCGGACCUAUCCCUGAAACUGAAAGUCACAUCAAGGAUUACGCGAUGAUGGGAUUGCGAACCUUGGCGAUAGCGGUUCGUCCAAUUACUCCUGAAUAUUACGAAGAAAUCACCGUUCAACUUGAUAAAGCCCGUCAAGCACUAUCUAAUCGAGAAGAAGAAGUAUCUAAAGUUUGCGAUAUUAUUGAAUCCGAGAUGACUUUACUGGGAGCGACUGGUGUAGAGGAUCAACUCCAAGACGGUGUCCCUGAAACACUUGAAUCGCUCAGAGCCGCAGGAAUUAAAGUGUGGGUAUUAACAGGCGAUAAAUUGGAAACUGCCGUCAAUAUCGCCCACUCAUGUGGACAUUUCAAACGUGGCAUGGAACUACUCAUUUUGAGUGAUCCAGAUAAAACAGAAGAAACUUUAGAUGAACUCGAAAAGCGGGUAAAUGAAAGAAAUGAUUGCCAUUUUGGCAUGGUGGUCGAUGGUCAAAGUUUAGCUGUUGCAUUAAAACAUCAUCGAGGCAUGUUUGGCGACAUUGCAAAGCGUUGCGAAGCUGUCGUAUGCUGCCGCAUGUCACCAAUUCAAAAAGCCGAGGUAGUCAAGUUGGUUAAAGGAUUCCCUGGAAAACCUAUUACUGCAGCCAUCGGUGACGGUGCGAAUGAUGUCUCCAUGAUUCAGGAAGCUCAUAUUGGUUUAGGUUUGAUGGGAAAGGAAGGUCGCCAGGCGGUACGUUGUGCAGAUUUUGCCUUUGCUCGGUUUCGAUUUCUUCGAAAAGUUUUACUCGUUCACGGUCAUUGGUAUUAUUGGCGCGUUUCAACCCUCGUCCAGUAUUUCUUUUACAAGAACAUUGCCUUCAUCACUCCAGUGGUUUUCUUCACUGUUCAUAGUGCCUACUCUACUCAACCUGUUUAUGAUGCGUUCUUUUUGACGUUUUACAACAUCCUUUUUACCUCUUUGCCAAUUCUCAUCUACGGCUUGUUCGAGCAGAAUUUCACGGCACCACAACUCCUUGAACAUCUUCACCUUUAUAAGGACAUUGCCAAAAACGCUCGAAUGAGUUGGGGCCAAUUUUUCAAGUGGAAUUUAUUGGGACUGUGGCACGCUGUUGUUCUUUAUUUCGGGUGUUACUUGCUCUGGCAAUAUGAUCCAGCGUUUUUCGGGACCGGCAUAACAUUAGACUAUUGGAGUUUUGGGACAUUGAUAUAUCACGCUGUCAUUUUUGUUGUCAGUAUAAAGUUGAUUAUCGAAUCUCGUUACUGGACAGCCUUAUUCGUUUUUUCGAUCCUGAUAUCGAUUUUGGGAUUUAUAGGUCUUACUUUCCUGUAUUCUGGAAUCGUUAUCGAAUCGUUGGAAAACGAACAUAUGCUUUUCGUUUACGUGACUUUGCUCUCUUCUGGACCUUCAUGGCUCUUUACCUUAUUUGCUGUUGGGACUGCACUUCUUCCGGAUAUUCUUGUAGCAAUUUGGGAAACUUAUUCCGUUGGUGGUGGUGUUCUGGUUAACAAGAAACACACCCCUGAACAGAUUUUACGGAAGAAAUUGGACCGCACAUUUUCUCUGUUGUCUCAAACACGUGUCGGUAAGUUGGGAAUAUCAAAAUGGCGUAAAUCCUCGUCAACCAAAAGGCCCGCCCAACAAACAUCAUACGAACCUCGCCGUGACAGCAAUGUCCAAGUGCAUUUUGAACCUCGGCCUAACAGCAAUGUCCAAGUACACGAGGAACUUUGGCGGAACAGUGAAACCCAAGUACCACGGCCUGACAGCAGCAAUGUCCAAGUGCAUUUUGAACCCCGUAACAGCAAUGUCCUAGUGCCUGAAGAACCUAGGCGUAACAGCAAAGUCCAGGUGCAUAUUAAUCCUCAGCGUGACAGCAAUGUCCAGGAGCCUGGGGAAACUCGGCGUAACAGCAAUGUCCAGAUGAACGAGGAACCUCGGCGUGACAGCAAAGUCCAGGUGCAUUUUGAGCCUCAGCGUGACAGCAAGGUCCAGGUGGAUAAAGAACCUCGUCGUGACAGCAAUGUCCAAGUGCAUUUUGAUCCUCGGCUUGACAGUAAUGUCCGGGUGCCAGAGGAACCUCGGCGUAACAGCAAUGUCCAGGAGCCUGAGAAACCUCAGCGUAACAGCAAUAUUCAAGUUAACGAGGCAUCUCGGCGUGACAGCAGCAUCCAGAUGAAUGAGGGACCUCGACGUGACAGCGAUGUCCAAGUGCAUGUAGAACCUCUGCGCCGUGAUAGUAAUUCAUCGGAGUCGCAAAGUGAAGGGCCACUGGAAGUCUAAUUAAGCUAAUCAAGCAUUUUAAAAUUUUACAUCACAUCCUAUCACCACCGUCUCCCUAGUCAUAUUGUCUUCCAUCAUCAUCAUAACCUACUGAUCUCUUCAAGUCAUUAUGUAAAACCAGUUCGUAAAAUUUCGCUUGACAUGGACGAGAAAUGUACUGAAUUCAUUUGAUUAUAUUACCCUACAUAGUUAAGUUCUUAUUAGAAAUAAAAUAAAAUUGAUGGUUGUAAUAUAUUUUUUGUUAGUUAACAAUGGAAAAUAAAAGGUGGUGAAUUUUUUGUUAA